CAAAACUUAAAAACAGAGGCUAAAGAUUCAGCUUUGAAAAUCAAAUCAAAUAUCCUUCUCCCUCCCCUUGUUCGCACGUUUGCCGGCUAUCCAAAAUCCAAACCCACAAUUCUUCUUCAAAUCCUUGGCACAAUUACCAAAAAAGAUCCAAAAUUUCCCCCUUUCAACCCUUUUUUCGUUCUUGAAAAUAUUUCACCGGCCGGCGGUUCACCGGUCGGAAAACGGUGUCUCUGGUGAUGGGUAGGGCUUCAAUCGAUCUUUAUAACGAUCAAGUGUUGGUGUAUGCUUUGAAGAACGCGUAUGAUUGGUGGGAUGAGGUUAAUGAUUCUGCAGUUUCGCAAGAUUGGAUUUUUUGUGUUCUUGCUGCUCUGUACGGCGUCGUAUCGGUUGUGGCUUUGGUGCAACUAAUCAGGAUACAACUUCGAGCUCCAGAGUAUGGUUGGACCACUCAGAAGGUGUUCCAUUUGCUCAAUGUAUUGGUUAACGGGGUUAGAUGUUUCAUCUUUGUAUUCCAUCAUGACGUUCAACAGUUAAAGCCCGAGAUUAUCCAACAUGUAUUACUUGAUGUGCCAAGUCUUGCAUUUUUUACUACUUAUGCUCUCUUAGUGUUGUUCUGGGCAGAGAUUUACUAUCAGGCGCGGGCAGUCUCAACUGAUGGUCUCCGGCCAACUUUCUAUACAAUUAACGGAAUCAUCUAUACAAUUCAGAUAGUUUUAUGGUUAAUAACUUGGUGGAAGCCUAUCACUGCAAUGGUGGUCCUCUCCAAGAUGUUCUUUGCAGGUGUGUCCUUGUUUGCAGCCCUAGGUUUUCUUCUUUAUGGAGGAAGGCUCUUUUUAAUGUUGAAGCGCUUCCCCGUGGAGUCAAAAGGCCGACGAAAGAAACUGCAUGAGGUCGGCUAUGUGACAACAAUCUGCUUUGCGUGUUUCCUUGUAAGAUGUAUCAUGAUGUGCUUUAACGCGUUUGAUGAAGCUGCUAACCUAGAUUUGAUGGAGCAUCCUGUCCUCAACUUCAUAUACUACUUGCUGGUGGAGAUACUACCGUCGUCUCUCGUUCUCAUCAUUUUAAGGAAAUUGCCAUCUAAGCGAGCGGUCACGCCAUACCACCCUAUUCACUGAAAAAAGGUCCAUGAUAGACGACGAUAAGUAACUGAUUUCUCGAGAACAGUGCUGGUUUUUCUGCUGGAUGGCCAAUAUCGCAAAGGGAAUCAAAAGAACAAAUGUAGAAGCUGAGAAAACGGGUUAGAAAGGCGCUGAAAGAAUUGGGAACCAUGGUUUGUAACAUAUGUUUGUUGUAUUGAUCUGUAUUUGUUGUGAAAUACGUUUGUUAUAAUAGAUCUUGUUUAGUUGUUCUAAACAUUUUGCUGUUCAACGGUAAAGUAAUGAGUUUAAAUCAGUUAUAACAA
Molecule: messenger RNA, 1402 nt
Organism: Helianthus annuus (common sunflower)
Lineage: Eukaryota; Viridiplantae; Streptophyta; Magnoliopsida; Asterales; Asteraceae
Product: tobamovirus multiplication protein 3
Exons: 11
Coding region: 237-1115 (292 amino acids)
Source: RefSeq, a predicted model, not a curated record